AUGUAUAGUCUUGCCUUUAUCAUCUCAAACCCCGACGCACUUAGAAGCGCAGUACUUAUGGCGGGCAUACAUUUCGCUUUCAACGUCGGAACCCUCUCCAAGUUUGAAACGACAUUUCUUUAUCACAAGAUUGAGGCUGUACAACAAGUCAGAAAGUGGAUGUCUAGAGGAGACAUCAAGCUACUUGCUGGGAUCACCAAACAGAUCGCUACUCUGACUUUUGCGGAGGUCUGUCGAGGUGAUAUAAAAUUAGCCGAAACACACCUGAGCGUCGUAUACGCUCUUUCGAACCGAUUACGAGGUCAAGAGGAUGGCCAGUGCAAGACCAUCGAUCAAGAGCUUUCAGAUCGAUAUUUCCUUCUGACAUCCACCUUUGUACACGGCUUAAAAAGUGUUCUCAAAGGCGUCGCCGCUGAACAAGGUCACGAUGGCGACAUAUACACCAUCGAGCUAAGCACAACCAUUGACCUCCUCCACAAUUUCCACUUGACCGCUGGCCAAUUCUCCCACUAUCUCAAGCUCAAGGCCGUUCGGUUAGUUCCAGCCUUUUUCGAAGCUCCUUACAGCGGCGCACAGUUACUAGACGUUGACUAUAGGCCCAUCCUCGAGUGUCUCCAGGGUGUAGUUGAGAUGGGUUCAAAAGAACAGGAUGAGUUUUGGCUAUAUGGUCGAUCCUCGGUAUUUUACGACAACAUCAUUUCGGCACAUAUGAACUCUAUUUACUAUGAGGACGAUGCCAGCAAGUCUAGCGCCACUGCGCCCGAAGACUUCAAGUACAGGACGUCUUGGUGCGCUUUAUUGGUAGCGGUAGAGAUGUAUGUCGAACAAGUUGUGACUCUAUGGUGUCCCUUGAAGAGGGAGAUACUACUUCACUCUUUAUGCAUCUUGCAGCGCGAUGUUACUUUUGCUAUGCGAAAGCCUGAGCCAUCACAACUUCCAGAGCUGAUAUUGUGGGAGUCGUUUAUUGGGCUGGUAAGCCUUCGUUGGCAUGAGAAGGAGGGGGAUAUGGACUUGGAACCUGGUUUGAGGCCGUUCUUUGAAGGGAUUGUAAGAGCUCAGAGCAAGGCGAUGGGACUACUUACGUGGGAAGAGGUGAGAGGGGUGUUCGUGAGUAUUCUAUGGCCCCGUUCAAGAAGCAAAGAUGAACAUAUGAGUAAGAUUUGGGAAACAGCUAUGACUGAUGUGGUUGAAUGUACGUAG
Messenger RNA from Fusarium venenatum, 1200 nucleotides. RefSeq lists its product as uncharacterized. The record is from RefSeq and is a predicted model, not a curated record. Gene Ontology annotation, molecular function: zinc ion binding; DNA-binding transcription factor activity, RNA polymerase II-specific. Gene Ontology annotation, biological process: regulation of transcription by RNA polymerase II. Lineage: Eukaryota; Fungi; Ascomycota; Sordariomycetes; Hypocreales; Nectriaceae.